Molecule: messenger RNA, 2850 nt
Organism: Thunnus maccoyii (southern bluefin tuna)
Lineage: Eukaryota; Metazoa; Chordata; Actinopteri; Scombriformes; Scombridae
Gene: tap2a
Product: transporter associated with antigen processing, subunit type a
Exons: 11
Coding region: 218-2377 (719 amino acids)
Biological process (GO): transmembrane transport
Cellular component (GO): membrane
Molecular function (GO): ATP binding; ATP hydrolysis activity; ABC-type oligopeptide transporter activity
Source: RefSeq, a predicted model, not a curated record
AAUUCCAAUCGGAAGAUGAGAAUCGGAUGCCAACGUCAGCCUCGUGUUUAAGCCUCUGGUGCUUAGUUUACUGUCCUGUUACAGCCUUUAGUUUUUCAGCUGUCUGGGUUUCAGGGAAACCCCUGCUGCUGAAAGAAAAUGAAACUGAAAGUAUCUGAAAACUAAACCACUGGUCCCGCUGCAGAGCAGGUCAUUUGAGGAUAAACUGGCUGCUAAAAUGGAAGACAAAACAGCACCCGUGUUCCGUAAAGUCGUUGCUUUGACUUCAGCAGUUUGCGUCGACCUUUCUUUAUUUUACGCGUCAGGAUUUGUAGCGACUCACGGCGUCUUUGGUGAUCUUUCACGUCUCUGGGUUUCUGCAGCUCUCCGUUGUUUGACUCUAACUGCUAUAACCCUGUUCACUCUUGGAGACCUCAAACCGGUGCUGAUCCGUUUUAUAACAGCGUACAGCGUGCUGCCCGCGGUGUUUGAGACCGGGACCAGGGUGGUCUACCAUGAGGAGAGCCAGUGCGGCUUGUUGGCGGAUAUGCGCUGCUGGCUGAUGUUCGCCGGAGCGUCGCUGGCUGCUGCGCUGUUUUGGGAACUCACUAUACCGGACGCCGACGAUGCGGCCGCCGGUAAAGAGAAGAAACAGAAGGCCAGAGUGCUGUUAAUGAGAGUCCUGCGGCUGUACAAACCUUACUAUUUAUUGUUGUGUGGAGGGUUUGUUUUCCUGUCGCUGGCUGUGAUCUGUGAGAUGUUCAUCCCGUUCUACACCGGGAGAGUCAUUGACAUUCUUGGCAGUCAUUACCAGCAGAGUGAAUUCCUAUCUGCACUCCUCUUCAUGGGCCUGCACUCUCUGGGAAGCUCUGUGAGUGCAGGCUGCAGAGGGGGUCUACUUACUUGUGCCAUCGGUGCCUUCACAUGCAGAGUGAAAGGCAAGCUGUUUGAGGCUUUGACCAAACAGGAAAUUGGAUUCUAUGAGACCAUAAAGACAGGUGAAAUCACAUCCAGGUUGUCUAAAGACACCAACCUGAUGGGAGACACAGUGUGCCUGAACGUCAACGUGCUGCUGAGGACAUUCAUCAAGACGCUGGGCAUGAUCUCUCUGAUGAUGAAUCUUUCAUGGAAGCUCACAUUCCUUGUGCUGAUGGAGGUGCCGAUCACCGGCCUCAUACAAAACAUUUAUGACACACACUAUCAGAGGUUGUCCCUGGCAUUGCAGGACUCAAUGGCUCUGGCAAAUGAAACAGCAAACGAGGUAGUAUCUGGUAUUCGUGUGGUACGGAGCUUUAACACAGAAAAACAUGAGGCCCGCCGCUAUGACAACCGUUUGAUGGACACACAUACCCUCAAGACCCGCCGUGGCACUGUAAGGGCUGUCUACCUGCUCGCACGGAGGUUGAUAGGUUUGGGCAUGCAGGUCUUCAUGUUGUACUACGGCAGGCUGUUCAUCCGCAGAGGACAAAUGACCACUGGCAACCUGGUUUCCUUCAUCCUCUAUCAGUCAGACCUUGGAAAGAACAUCAGGACUCUUACCUACAUCUUCGGCGACAUGCUGAACUCGGUGGGGGCUGCUGGGAAAGUGUUUGAGUACCUGGAUAGAGAGCCUCUGGUCAGCACAGAGGGAAAACUCACACCUGAUCAGCUGAAAGGACAUGUCAGCUUCCGCCAUCUUAACUUUGCCUACCCUGCAUACCCCAAAAAACCAGUUCUGAAGGACUUUUCUUUGGAGCUGAAGCCAGGUCAGAUGACGGCUCUGGUGGGUCCGUCUGGAGAAGGAAAAAGCACCUGUGUGAGUCUGCUGGAGCGAUUCUACGAGCCACAGGAUGGACAAAUCCUUUUGGACAAUGAGCCGCUAAAAUCCUAUGAACACCAUUUCCUCCACAAGAAGAUCGCAGUGGUGAGCCAGGAGCCUGUGCUCUUCUCCGGCUCCGUCAGACACAACAUCGCCUACGGGCUUGAUGACUGCUCACUGGAAGAGAUCCAGGAAGCAGCACGCAAAGCCAACGCCCACGACUUCAUCAAGCAGCUGGAGAAAGGCUAUGAUACGGAGGUGGGUGAGGGUGGCGGCCAGUUGUCCAAGAGUGAGCGGCAGCGGAUCGCCAUCGCUCGAGCCCUGGUCAGACAGCCACAGGUCCUCAUUCUGGAUGAAAUUACCAGCUCUCUGGAUGCUGAGUGUGAAAAUAAAGUUCAGCAGGCUCUGGCUAGCUGUCCCAACCAGACGCUGCUGGUGAUCGCUCACCGGCUGAAGACCAUUGAGAAGGCAGAUCAGAUUGUUGUGGUUGGUGACGGCAGAGUUCAGGAGCGAGGGACUCACCGGGAGCUGAUGGACAUGAAGGGGAGCUACUACAAACUGAGAGAGAAGCUCUUCACUGAGGGAGACUCGCCACAGUGAUAAACUACUGCCAUUGAGCUGAUGCUAUAGCUUGAUGUUACUGUGCUGCAUGUGUUUGACAGCAGUUAACUUGAUAUAAAUGUGUGAGAACGUGGUGGAGUUUAUGUAAAUAUUGAAUUAAGAUGGUUUUGUAUAAAUAGUGAAAAUUAAACAUAUGGUUUUUCAGAGAAUAUAUUCUUUAUUCUGUAUGUUGCCAAAAAAAAAGCACCUUUACAAAUGUGUAGCUAGUGUGUGACACAUUUAUUCUUAUUUAUCUUGCAGAAAUUUCAUUUGCAAUUUACAAUUAAUUGUUCAUGUUUAAUUGAAAAAUAAAAAUAUUAAAAUGUUUAAUUGUUCAUUCAUAAAAUACUGUUCAUGAGUGUUUUUUUUUUUUUUUUUACUAAUGCAUAGAAUACUAUGUCAACUAUGUGAUCAUUUUCAAUUUCAUGUCCUUGUAUUUGUUAAGAUGAAUAAAAGUUGGACAUGAAAGCACA